UUUAACAACAAUAUCAUAUUAACUAAAGCAGUAGAACAACAAAACACACAAGAAAACAACAAAUACAUUGACCGACAAAACCCCAUAAAGGACAUAUGCGAGCAAGUUUCACAUAAGGAGCUAAGUUGCUGGACUUUGAAACAAGAGGCGAAACCGGACGUCGCUUUGAGCCUACACAAUCCACCCUUCAACCUACAACAACUAAGGUCAAAUUAGGACCCUUUAAAAACAUGGUACUAUUUAUUACGGAGUAUUUAAGUAGAGUGGUUAAAAAUACACAAGUCAAACCCGCUUUCCUUUUACUCUCCCUCCCCAUCAACACCUACCAAUGAACCCCACAAUCACCCCCGCACCAACAACCGAAGAAGAGCUACAACAACUAAGAUCAUCCCUUCCAAAAGAACUAUGGUUCAAUUCUUACCCUAUGUAUUUCUACCAAAAUUGUUGGAAUAUAAUUCUUGAUUCCACCAUUUCUUGUCAAAAUCAUUUUCAAGCCCAAGAUUCUGAUAUUUUCAUUGCUAGCAUCCCAAAAACUGGCACAACGUGGCUCAAAUCCUUGAUUUUCGCCAUUUUUAACAGAAAUAAUUACCGGAUUUCUGAAAACCCUUUACUUAAACACAACCCCCAUGAAUUAAUUCCUCAAUUAGAGUCCAUAAUUUAUGCUAAUCCACAAAACCCAGAUCUCAAAACCCUAGAGAAAAAGCUAGAUUACCCUAGAAUUUUAGGCACCCAUCUUCCAAUUCAAUCACUACCCACUUCAAUUAAGACCUCUAAUUGCAAGAUUAUAUACAUUUGCAGGAACCCAUUUGACACUUUUGUAUCAUCUUGGUUAUUUUACUUGAACUAUGAUGAGAAUGAGAGUGUAAAAAGUAAUAUGAUUGAUGAAUAUUUUGGUAAGUUUUGUGAAGGGAAAUUCCCAUUUGGCCCUUUUGAGGAUCAUGUAUUGGGGUAUUGGAAACAGAGUUUGGAGGAAUCAGGGAAGGUUUUGUUUGUAAAAUUUGAAGAUUUGAAGGAUGAUCCUAAGGGUCAAUUGAAGAAAUUGGGGGAAUUUGUCGGGUAUCCGUUUACGAGUGAGGAAGAACAAGAUGGUAAAAUUGAUGAGAUUAUGAAGUUGUGUAGUAUUGAGAAGUUGAAAGAAGUGGAGGCUAAUAAAAAUGGAAGAGUUUAUUCUUUUAUUGAGAAUAAGUGGUUUUUUAGGAAAGGCGAAGUUGGUGAUUGGGUUAAUUACUUGAGUCCUACAAUGGUGGAAAGGUUUGAGAAAAUAAUGGAUGAGAAAUGCUGUAAUGGAUUGAAAUUAUGAUUGAUUACGUUUUGUUUUGCAUCAUUUUUUGGUAAUUGGAAUGAUAUGAUGAUGUAUAUGUUGGCUUUUUGCUUUGUGUUAUACUUAUGCCUGUAUUAUGUACUUUAAUCAAAUAUGUAUUGAUGCUCAAUUAUAUAAAUUGGUACGAGUAAUGGAGUAUUGAAGGUUUGC
Messenger RNA from Chenopodium quinoa (quinoa), 1471 nucleotides. RefSeq names its product cytosolic sulfotransferase 5-like. Bases 329 to 1300 code for a protein of 323 amino acids. Gene Ontology annotation, molecular function: sulfotransferase activity. The record is from RefSeq and is a predicted model, not a curated record. Gene Ontology annotation, cellular component: cytoplasm. The transcript has a single exon. NCBI's taxonomy places the organism in Eukaryota, Viridiplantae, Streptophyta, Magnoliopsida, Caryophyllales, Amaranthaceae. Gene Ontology annotation, biological process: sulfation.